Bombus terrestris (buff-tailed bumblebee) is the source of this 1589-nucleotide messenger RNA. RefSeq names its product ADP-ribosylation factor-related protein 1 (gene Arfrp1). The record is from RefSeq and is a predicted model, not a curated record. Gene Ontology annotation, cellular component: Golgi apparatus. Gene Ontology annotation, biological process: intracellular protein transport; Golgi to plasma membrane protein transport; protein localization to organelle. Bases 852 to 1469 code for a protein of 205 amino acids. Gene Ontology annotation, molecular function: GTP binding; GTPase activity. The transcript is spliced from 6 exons. Lineage: Eukaryota; Metazoa; Arthropoda; Insecta; Hymenoptera; Apidae.
ACAGUAAACGUAAACAAACUUGACUACUGUGAUUGCAACUAUUGGCUGGCGAUUAGUAACACUUGAAAGAUAUGAGAAAGAGACAGAAGUAAACGAACCCGCGCUAUAUUUGCAUAUUGGCGUUACACAACAAAUCCUAAACAACUUGAUUAAAUUGCUUUAUUGCGGAUAAAUUGAAUAACAUUUGCCGAUCGCUAAGAAUCUUACUCUUUCUACGGGAGUUUCCAAAACUGUAUAUAACUUGUAUACAACACUAAGUAUGAAUCAUAACGUCAGUAAUUCACUAACUAUAAUCACAAGUUGUGAUAGUUGAUCAUCUGUCUGGUACCGCUACCACAAUAUAGUACUACAUCUGCUCUCUGGUAUUACAUAUUACAUAGUACACAAUAACAAGAAAGUAUCUCCAAGUGAAAUCAGUGAUUUUAAAUGUCUCAGAAAUGAUUAAGUUUUGAAAAAUAGUUCAAAUGUAAAAAUUUAAAAAAUUGUAACAGUUUCUGAUCUCCUACAUGGAUCUUCUACAUUUAAUCACAGCAACAAUUGCUACAAUUAACUCAACAAUAGCUAUGUGGCUCAUAAAUGCAACAGAAACAUGAUGUACAAUAACAUAGUCAUCUAGGCAAUCAUAACAGAUAUUGUUCAUACUUUACUGGAGUCAAAAUGAAAUUCUAUUUAGAAAUAUGAAAUGUAUAUUUGUUUUUAUUAAUCUCAUUGUGGCUUCAUACUACAUAUAUGUAAAAUACGUACAUAGAACAUAUCUGCAUGGACGACCAUAUAUACAUAUACAUUUUUUUCGAACAUGAUAUGUAAACAACAUGAAACGUAAAUUUUUUGAUAAUUAAUCGCGUUUUGAAAUGUACACACUUUUACAUGGGUUGUACAAGUAUCUUGUGCAAAAAGAUGAAUAUUUUAUAUUAAUAUUAGGUCUCGAUAAUGCAGGGAAAACGACAUAUUUAGAGGCGGCGAAAACAAAAUUUACAAAGAAUUACAAAGGUAUGAAUCCUUGCAAAAUUACAACAACCGUUGGUUUAAAUAUUGGAAAAAUUGAUAUAGCUGGUGUUCGUUUUAACUUCUGGGAUCUUGGUGGACAAGAGGAACUUCGAUCACUGUGGGAUAAGUAUUAUGCAGAAUCACAUGCUGUUAUUUACAUAGUUGAUUCAUCAGAUCGAGAAAAGAUACCUGAAUCUAAAGAAACUUUUGAUAGAGUCAUAUCGUCAGAACACUUAAUAGGUGUACCACUUUUAGUCCUAGCUAAUAAGCAGGAUGUGCCUGAUUGUAUGGGUGUUAGAGAAGUAAAACCAAUUUUUAAUCAAAAUGCACACCUAAUAGGUAGAAGAGAUUGUAUGGUGAUGCCUGUUUCUGCUUUGAACGGGGAUGGCAUAGAUGAAGGAAUUCACUGGCUCGUGGAUUGUGUCAAGAGAAACAAUGACGUUCGGCCCCCUCGUAAUCAGAAUGACAAUUGUCUGUCCUAACAAGACAUUCCUGAUUUGUUUCAUAUAAGUUAAUAUAUGAACAGUAUUUUAAUGUAAAAACUCUGUACAUUUACAUUACAAACUACAUUUUUACUAAUAAACUUUGUUUUUUAAUCUGUA